This is a messenger RNA of Vigna unguiculata (cowpea), 1329 nucleotides long. The record is from RefSeq and is a predicted model, not a curated record. Lineage: Eukaryota; Viridiplantae; Streptophyta; Magnoliopsida; Fabales; Fabaceae.
AUGGCCAAUAUUUCACAGACUUUUUCUGAAGGGGCUUCAAUAAACAGACCACCCUUAUUUUCUGGAGAUAACUAUCCUUUCUGGAAAAUCAGAAUGAAAAUCUUUUUAGAAUCAGUUGAUAAAGGUGUGUGGGAUGCUAUUGUUAAUGGUCCAUUCAUACCUACAAAAAUUGAGGAAGGAAAAGCUAUACCUAAAGAUUUUCUAUCUUGGACUCCUGAUGAAAAUAAACGUGCUCAUUAUGAUGUGAGAGCUAAGAAUAUAAUCUCAUCUGCACUAACAUUGGAUGAAUUCUACAGGGUAUCAAUUUGUCAAUCCGCAAAAGAAAUGUGGGAUGUGUUAGAGGUAACUCAUGAAGGCACGGAUGAAGUCAAGAGAGCUAGAAAGAACACAUUAGUUCAAGAAUAUGAAAUGUUUAGGAUGAAGGCUGAGGAAACAAUCUAUGAUGUGCAAAAAAGGUUCACUCAUAUUGUGAAUCAUCUCAUAGCAUUGGGAAAGGUCUUUGAAAAGGAAGAAUUGAAUAUCAAAAUUCUGAAAAGUCUGAAUAGAGCAUGGCAGCCUAAGGUUACUUCAAUCUCUGAAUCAAGAGAUCUCACCACAAUGAGUAUGGCAACUCUCUUUGGAAAAUUAAGAGAGCAUGAAUUGGAACUUGGACGUUUAAAAGAGGAAGAGGAAGGAGAGAAAAGGCAAAGCAUUGCAUUAAAAGCUGCUGCAAAAACUGACGGAAGAAGCAAAACCAAGGAUAAAGAAACUGCUGCAGAAAAAGAGGAUGAAGCUUCUGAUUCUGAGGCACUAAAUCUGAUGGUAAAACGUUUUUCAAAGUUUUUAAAGUACAAAAAUAAAUCAACUGGAAAAUCUGUUGCAGGAAAUAGAAGAUUCUCUUCCAAGAAGCAAGAGUCAUCUUCCAGCGUUCCAACAUGUUAUGAGUGUGGUAAAUCUGGUCAUAUCAAACCUGAGUGUCCAAUUCUCAAGAUCAAAAAGAAGUUGGAAGAAAAAAAUGAGGCCACAAGCAAAUCCAAGAGAGUGAAGAAAGCGUAUAUUGCUUGGGAGGAUAAUGACUCCAGUACCUCUAGUGAUUCAAGUGAAAGCAAUGAAGAAGAAACAAAUCUAUGCUUGAUGGCUGAUACAAAAUCCUCUGACAGUAGUGUAAGUGAUCUUGAUCUUGAAUCUAUUGAUGAAAGCUAUGAAACUAGGUUCUAUCAACUACUUGAUGUGUAUAAUGAGUUGCAUGAAGAGGCUAGAAAGCUGCAAUACGCUAAUAACAGACAUAAAGGUGAAAAUAGGUGGCUUGAAAAUAGAUUAAAACAACUUGAAACUGAGAUGAAGAACUGA